GACUCCAAGACCUUGCCAUCUCCCGGGACAGGAACCAUGGCUCGUCUGCUCCUAGCCUGCACGUUCGUCGCUUCGCUCGCUUACCUUGCCUCGGGGUAUCAAACGCGAUACUCAUUUUACCCAGAUGGCUUCAGCAGCAGCAGCGGCAGCGGCGGUGGCCUGAGUAGUAUGCUUGGUGGAAGCAGUGGCGGUUUCGGCAGUGGUGGCCUAAGCAACGUCUUUGGUCGAAGUGGCGGCAUGGGAGGUAGCAGCGGCUUCGGCAGUGGUGGAUUCGGUGGUAUGGGCGGCCUAAGCAGUCUCUUUGGUGGUAUGGGUGGCAUGGGAGGCAGCAGCGGUGGCUACGGAGGCAGCAGCGGCUUUGGCAGUGGUGGCUACGGAGGCAGUAGCGGUGGCCUAAGCAGUCUCUUCGGUGGUAUGAGCGGCAUGGGAGGCAGCAGCGGCGGCUACGGAGGCAGCAGCGGCUUUGGCAGUGGUGGCUACGGAGGCAGUAGUGGUGGCCUAAGCAGUCUCUUCGGUGGUAUGAGUGGCAUGGGAGGCAGCAGUGGUGGCUACGGAGGCAGUGGUUUCGGAGGACUCGGUGGAAGCAGCUUUGGCGGACUCGGAGGAAUCAGCGGCUUUGGAAGCAGUGGCCUUAGUGGUCGACUUGGUGGACUCUUGAGUCGCCGACGCCGCGGACGUGGCCGACGUGGUAGGCGCUACAGCUUCGGCAACAGUGGCUUCGGCGGCAGUGGCCUAAGUGGAGGCUUCGGUGGAUCAGGCAGCAGCAGUGGCUUCGGAGGGCUUAGCGGCAUGGGCGGCAUGAGCGGCAUGAACGACAUGAGCGGCAUGAGCGGCAUGAGCGGAAUGAGCGGCAUGAGCGGCAUGAGCGGCAUGAGUGGAAUGAGCGGCUUCGGCGGAUCCAGUGGCGGCAGUGGAUUUGGUGGAGGUUAUGGAGGAUCCAGUGGAGCCUUUGGUGGCCUCGGCAGUCUCGGUGGAUCCAGCGGUUAUGGCGGAUAUGGCGGCUUCGGUGGAUCUAGCAGCGGCUUCGGUGGAUCCAGUGGUGGCAGUGGAUUCGGUGGAGGCUUUGGUGGAGGCUUUGGUGGAAGCUCUGAUGGAGGAGACUCGCAACAGCAAUCCAUGUCGUGGUAAACAACACGGCAGCCAAUUAUAAACACACUUUCGAGAAAAUGUGUCUCACAAUAAACAACUCCUGUCCACGGGAACCAA
Messenger RNA from Rhipicephalus microplus (southern cattle tick), 1206 nucleotides. RefSeq lists its product as uncharacterized. NCBI's taxonomy places the organism in Eukaryota, Metazoa, Arthropoda, Arachnida, Ixodida, Ixodidae. The record is from RefSeq and is a predicted model, not a curated record.